GCGUCGUCCCCCGCGUCGCGUCUGAAAUGCCGGCUGAUUGGCGAGCGGAUGCUCGCGGGACGCCCGCGGACGUGGCGCGCCAUUCGACACACGCGAAUUACGUGAUUAUCGGACGGAGCGGCACAAAUGGGCCCGAAUGGAACGGCCGUAGCGUCGUUGCCGACGAUAUCCUCCGAGCCGGCGUGAUUCCGACGUGCGCGCUCGCACUGCGAGAUGUAACCCGACGCCCCGAGCGUUGACGCCCUGCCGUUAACCCGGUCGCCGUGUUUGCGCGCAGCCAAGAUGAACAAGAAGGUGGUCACCGCGUUCUACCUGACGCUUAACAUCGUCUUCUCGAUUAUAAUCGUGCUCCUCAACAAAUGGCUCUACGUCCACACCCGCUUCCCGAACGUCACCCUCUCCAUGAUACACUUCCUCAUGACGUUCGUCGGUCUGAUAGUCUGCGAGAAGCUGGACGUCUUUUGCGUCAAGGACAUCGACAUCAAGGAGAUGGUGCUGAUCGCGAUGACGUUCUGCGGCUUCGUCGUCCUGACGAACCUGAGCCUGGCCCACAACACGGUCGGCACCUAUCAGGUGGCGAAGAUGCUGACGACACCCUGCGUGAUCGUGAUGCAGAUGAUAUUUUACAGGAAGCGCUUCGGCGUGCUCGUCAAAUUGACGCUGAUCCCGAUCACCCUGGGCGUCGUCAUCAACUUCUACUACGACAUACAAUUCAACGUCGUCGGGACCAUCUACGCGACGCUGGGCGUACUCGUCACGUCCCUGUAUCAAGUUAUGAUAAAUAGAAAACAGAAGGAGUUCCAGAUGGACCCGAUGCAGUUGUUGUUUUACCAAGCGCCGCUGUCCGCCGUCAUGCUGUUGAUUGUUGUCCCAAUUCUAGAGCCGGUCGGGCAGACGUUCGCGCACAAUUGGUCGCUGUUGGACAUAAUGAUGGUGGUACUGUCCGGUGUGGUCGCCUUCUUCGUCAACUUGACUUCCUACUGGAUCAUAGGAAAGACAUCGCCUUUAACAUACAACAUGGUCGGACAUUCCAAAUUCUGCCUCCUGCUGCUAGGAGGCUCGUUGCUUUUCCAUGAAACGUUAGCGAUAAAUCAAGUCAUUGGUAUAACUUUGACGCUGGUGGGGAUUAUAUUGUACGCUCACGUCAAAAUGAAAGAUAACCAGACGACGGUGUCGGAGGACAAAGAGACGAAGCCUCUGUACAAAGUAUGAUUCCGUUUCAGGGGGAGACAGAAGCGAAGGAAUUGAAAGAGAUAAGUCGCAGUACUUAAUGACGCAUAAGUUUUGUAAGCUGUUGAAAUGUACAUUGCAAUAAACAUUUAUUUAUUAUUCUCGAG
Vollenhovia emeryi is the source of this 1337-nucleotide messenger RNA. Its product is annotated as solute carrier family 35 member E3-like. The record is from RefSeq and is a predicted model, not a curated record. NCBI's taxonomy places the organism in Eukaryota, Metazoa, Arthropoda, Insecta, Hymenoptera, Formicidae. Gene Ontology annotation, molecular function: antiporter activity; nucleotide-sugar transmembrane transporter activity. The coding region runs from base 283 to 1212 and encodes 309 amino acids. The transcript is spliced from 5 exons. Gene Ontology annotation, cellular component: Golgi apparatus.